Molecule: messenger RNA, 2230 nt
Organism: Ectocarpus sp. CCAP 1310/34
Lineage: Eukaryota; Phaeophyceae; Ectocarpales; Ectocarpaceae
Source: the annotation of a GenBank genome assembly
UGCUGUACAAGAAGGGUGACCGGUCAAAUUGUAACAACUACAGGGAGAUUUCGCUACUAUCUCACGUAGGUAAGGUCCCCAUCAAGAAGAUCAUCACCACCAACCGUCUAAGCGCUUUCUGCGAAGCCAACAACACCCUCCCGGAGGAACAGUGCGGAUUUCGACCCGGGCGAUCCACUGUCGACAUGCUGUUCGUCGUGCGCCGCCUCCAGGAGCCGGGGCGGAGAAAGAAAAUACCGCUCUACAUGUGCUUCGUCGACGUGAACAAGGCGUAUGAUUCGGUGGACCGAGGGAUUCUAUGGAAGGUGCUGUGGCCAGGGCCGGGAUUCCCGCGAAGCUGAUCGAAAGUCUUCGGCCAAUUCUACGAUGGAAUGCGGACCCGGGUGCGCAUGGACGGCGGAGAACUAUCGGACUGGUUCUUCGUGACACAGGGCGUGCGACAACAAUGUGUGCUAUCCCGGUCGCCCCGGUGGUCUAGUUAGUGAGGUUAGGGUGGGUCCUACGUAAUUUUUGGAAAAGUCGAACAUCGAACAUUGAACAAGCGGAUAGUUCGAUGUUCGACUUUUUGGGUCCAUUGAAAUUUGCAAAAAAGCGUGAAAAAAAAUCCCACACACACACGUUUUUGCGUUCAACAGCCCGCGUUGUUGGACCACGCCCGGAAAACCCAAGGGCACUCGACUCUCGAAAAGAUACGAGUGUCGAGGAACAGGGACGGCGCCAGGAGGAGGAGCACAAGAAGCAGCCCCACCAGCAAAAACAGCACCGGGUGAUAGCAGCUAGCGCUCGAAGCCGCGGGGUGGAACCCCGGCAUCCCUUGCGGCCUGAUGCCCACAUGCAUUGCCGCGGGACCCUGCCGACUCACACCAACACUGCUGCAGCUGUUUGGCUGUCCAGCAAUGCUGUAUGGUUGCGACGGGAAGGAACCCCCGUGUGAUUAACCUCACACCUGGCCCCGUUUGUGCACGCGGGGCCCUGGGAUCCAGCGCAAACUCGUCGUCGCUCUGUGCAGACAUGGGUAUUGCUGUUGCUGUCCUGCAAACCUCUCUGUCGUUCUCCCUCUCCCCGAGAUUGUGUUUUUCGGUGGUGUGUGUUGGGUGCACGUGCGUGAUGCAUGCGUGCGGGUAUUCUUUUUUGUCGCCAAUUCGGUCCCAAUAGUCCACGGGACUGUAGGUUAGGUAUAGGUUUUCGAGUUUUUGUGGAAAGAUGUUAGAGUUUUAGGCGGAAUCGCCCCUGGAAGAUCCGGCGUACAAAAACUCGAAAACCCGAACAUCUCUUUGGGCUGUUGGACCUUCCUGGCCAAUCACAUGAUUAUACCGCUUGUUCGAUGUUCGAUGUUCGAGUCCAAAAAAAUUACGUCGGACCCACGGUACGAUGUUCGAGUCCAAAAAAAUUACGUAGGACCCACGGUUAGGGUGGGUCUUGCGUAAUUUUUGGAAAAGUCGAACAUCGAACAUCGAACGAGCGAAUAGUUCGAUGUUCGAUUUUCUGGGUCCAUUGAAAUUUCCAAAAAAGCGUGAAAAAAAAUCCCACACACACACGUUUUUGCUUUCAACAGCCCGCGGGGUUGUUGACCACGCCCGGAAAACCCAAGGGCACGCGACUCCCAAAAAGAUACGAGUGUCGAGGAACAGGGAUGGCGCCAGGAGGAGGAGCACCAGAAGCAGCCCCACCAGCAAAAACAGCACCGGGUGAUAGUAGCUAGCGCUCGAAGCCGCGGGGUGGAACCCCGGCAUCCUUUGCGGCCUGAUGCCCACAUGCAUUGCUUCGGGACCCUGCCGACUCACACCAACACUGCUGCUGCUGUUUGGCUGUCCAGCAAUGAUAAUGCUGUGUGGUUGUGACGGGAAGGAACCCCCGUGUGAUUAACCUCACACCUGGCCCCGCUAUUGUGCACGCGGGGCCCUGGGAUCCAGCGCAAACUCGUCGUCGCUCUCUGUGCAGACAUGGGUAUUGCUGUUGCUGUCCUGCAGACCUCUCUGUCGUUCUCCCUCUUCCCAGGAUUGUGUUUUUUGGUGUUGUUGUUGUUGUUGUUGUUUAUUAAACUCGUGUCAGUUGCUAAUCCCAAAAUCUAGCGAAGACUCGGUCCGUGGUCACAAAAAUGCUAGAGCCAUCAGAAGAUCUAAAGAACACACACACUAUUAGCAAGAAAAGGGUACACAAGCCCGAGGAGGUAUACCUACAAUCAAUCCCUGCAGCACGUUUGCGUGCUGACAACUGAACUACACGCCUA